Molecule: messenger RNA, 2083 nt
Organism: Aspergillus caelatus
Lineage: Eukaryota; Fungi; Ascomycota; Eurotiomycetes; Eurotiales; Aspergillaceae
Product: transcription factor domain-containing protein
Exons: 6
Coding region: 42-1964 (640 amino acids)
Biological process (GO): regulation of transcription by RNA polymerase II; DNA-templated transcription
Cellular component (GO): chromatin
Molecular function (GO): RNA polymerase II cis-regulatory region sequence-specific DNA binding; DNA-binding transcription factor activity, RNA polymerase II-specific; zinc ion binding
Source: RefSeq, a predicted model, not a curated record
UUUAGAAAAGCAACUUGCACGAUAAGCUAUUUGUACGCACAAUGUCCCACCGUCAAUGGCUGUGCAGCGUCUGUUCUGCUCACUUUACUCGGAUGGAGCAUCUCAGACGGCAUCUGAGAUCACAUGACAAUGAGCGGCCAUACGCAUGCGCGCUAUGUCAGAGAACCUUUACGCGAAAAGAUGCCAUGAAACGUCAUGAGAAAACAUGCAAAGCACAGCCCAGUGUCAUCAAUGCUCUUGACACGCUGGCCUCCACGUAUAAUAGGGGGAAUAGUAAUAGUGCCAACGAAACUCUUUUCCAAAACACGGACCUAGACGUAGCUCACGAGGACGCUUGCCUAGCCAAUAUCCCUGCUUCGUCGGAUUUCGAAGCCCUCGAUCUGUUGUACUCUCAAGAUCUAACACCAGAUAGCACAGCCCUGGCAGGGAGAUUAGAAUUCCUAGCAUACUUUACAAGCGCCAAUGGGAUGGCGACUUUCUUGGACCAGGACACGCUCAAACAAUGGCAGAAGAUGUUAUUAGAGCAUGAACGACAUAUCGAAAUGUAUGGAUAUGACUGUGAUGCGACGGGCCUGCGUGAGACUUGUCAUUCAGCUGGGAUACAGGUCUUUACCAACUCAUGGGGAAACACCUUUGAAACUACGAUUGACCCAUCUGUGGUACAUAUGACCUCUGAUGACUCAGAUCUUCUUUUUCUUAGAACCCAAGAGAUCAUUCAUGAUCUCCAAGCCCUCGUUGCUCGGAAAGCGGACCAAAGUAUCAUCGAGCUGGACUGGAGCCCCUCAGUGCAAGAAUCAUGCAGUACCUUGUUUGCACCCAACAAUAUGCGCCGCUUCUUGGGAUAUUUCUGGUCCCUCUGGUACCCAAACUGUCCGAUUGUGCACCGACCAUCUUUUAAUCCACAGACAGCACCAUUGACCCUACUAUGCGUUAUGGUAAUUAUUGGGGCCUGUCUUUCACCCCGUGCUGGAGAUGGGUUGCGUGCAAGGAUGUGGCUCGACACUGUGGAAGAAUUGGUAUUCAGCAACGAGGUAUUCCAGGAAAAGCCUGCCAUGACAACAACCACACCACCUAUCCUCGAAGGACAAACAGAAUGGAAGAAGAGGCGUGUAGAGUGCCUGCAGAUGACAUACUUAAUAUGUUCAUUACAAAAGAGAGAGGGCUCCAUCAACGCACAGGCGAGAAGUCGCAGAUACCGGCAUGCAAUGAUGGUCACGCUGGUGCGAGAUAUUGGUCUUUCUGCGUCGCAUCGGGAUCUCGAGUUGAAAGAGCCUUCAGGAUCUUGGUGGCGGAAAUUUAUUGUCGAGGAAGAGCGAAUACGAUCCCUCCUUUAUGUUUUCUGCAUUGACUCGGCGAUCACAAUGUUGCAUAACUCGCCUCCACGGAUGGUGGUGUCCGAAUUGAAAAUGGAUAUAGCCUGUCCAGAAGAAUGCUUUCAAGCGGGUUCAGCCACGGAAUGCUUCACAGCCUUGAGUGCAUGGAAGGAUAGCAUAUUUUGGCGCGAAAGAUUGUCAAUGUCGUCCGUGGUAAAAUGGAUUUGUCAGAGGAGCUUGGACGAUCAUCUUGUACAUGAAUUUUCCCGAAUGGGAACUCUGAAUAUGUGUACACUUGUACUAUCACUCCACUCGCUCAUAUUUAGUCUUCAGAACUCACUUAUUUUCGAGUCUACCUUUACGCCCGUCCAGACUGGAUUGGAGAACUGGGGACGUAUCUGGAACAAGAGAAUUCCCGAAGACAGAUACACACCGGAUAAUCCGCACACUAUCUGGAAGAAAAUAGGCUUUGUACGUUAUGCCGCCGAAUUCUGGCAUUUGGCACGAAUCAUUGUGGCUAGAGUACAAUCGGGAAGUCUUCCCAGAACCCAGAAGGAAUCAUCUCGAUACGACCAUACAGAUAUGGUGGAUGUCAAUGGAUUAAUAAUGGAAUAUCGACGAAUGAGUCUAAGUGCACCUCCUCUCACAUAAUAUCCGUUAAGCAAGAAUCCCCGCUAGGCUUGUUCGACGCUGGAUGUCCGCCUGCGGACCUUCACAACGAAAUCAGUUGGCUUGACAAACCAAUAGUUCUCAGUGGACCACUUCUGGUU